GUUUGCGCUCCAUAAUUAAACCCGAAGAGGAAGAAGGAGCAACACAUCCAUGGUGUCUUUCUGUUUUCUUCUUACGAUCCGCUGAGAUGUUCUCCCUGAGUGUUUCUCUAACAUGUUUCAAACCCAGCCCUUUUUAUUAUAUCUGAAAUGUGAAUUCGGCACAUAUGAUCUGAUGUCUCCUCUUCUGUAGCUUUGUGGAAAAGAAGCUUUAAAGCUAGCUGAGCUGCUAGCUAACAGUUAACGGUUCCUCUGAUGUUUUCACCGUAAACGAAGACACCUUCAUCAACAAACCUCAUCUUUCUAUUAAACACAAACAGCUCCACUCUUCCUCAAUGUCUGAAGUUGAGGUCAGCAGUUUGCCCGACAUGAGCGAGGUGGUGAUCGUCACCAUCCCAAACACGACGGAGGAGGACGUCCCCUCCGUGGUGGAGGAGGAUAAAGCGGUGCUGGUGACUGCAGAGCUGAACGCUCAGACAGGGGAGGAGGAACUCACAGCUGCACCUGAAGCAGAAUCAGAGGGCAGCGGAGCCGAUUCGCUGUCAAAGGAGGAAGCUGUUAUAGUGAAGUUAACCGAGGAAGUGGACGUUGAAGCAGACGUUUUCUACCCGAUCACAUGUGGAGACGCCAAAGCCACGCUGGUCUGGAAGAAGUUUGUGUGUCCUGGGAUCAACGUGAAAUGUGUUCAGUUCAACGAGCAGCUCAUCAGUCCGAAGGAGUUCGUGUGUUUAGCGGGGAAAUCCACUCUGAAGGACUGGAAGAGAGCCAUCCGUCUGAACGGCACCAUGCUCAGGAAGAUCAUGGACUCCGGUGAGCUGGACUUCUACCAGCACAUUAAGGUUUGCUCCAACACCUGCCGCAGCACCAAGAUUGACCUGGUGGGAACCAAAGUGUCUCUGAGCAGCGACCAGGCUGAGCUGGUUCCUGCCACGCCUUCAUCAGGUGACCUGAACGGAGCCUCGGCCUCUUUUUCAGACAGCUCAGAGGAGACGUCAGAGUGGGUCACAGCCAUCGGAGAGGACUCUGUGAUGUUCUGGCGUUCGAUGAAGGAGGCGGGGCUUCUGGACGAGGUGGUGGACGACUUCCAGAAGGAGCUGCAGGAGGUGCUGAAGGGGCUGCAGGAGAGAGUGUGUGACCCUCCUCUGCAGGUCAAAGAUGCUGUUUUGCUCAACAACAUCGUGCAGAACUUUGGGAUGCUGGACCUGGUGAAGAAGGUUCUUGCAAGUCAUAAGAGCCAGAUGGACCGCUACAGAGAGCAGUACACUCGCAGCCUCGCAGCUCUGGAGCAGCAGUGUGACGAGCACAGGAAGCGAGCCAAAGAGCUGAAGAGUAAAUCUCAGCACCUGAACAACGUCCUGAUGACCCUCACCCCGGUCCCCACUCCACCCGCACCAAAGCGUCCCCGUCUGACCCGUGCUGUCUCUGGCCCCGCAUCUGUCAACGCCACCCCCACCCAGAUCACCCUGCCUCUUAACCAGCUGAACCAACUGACUGGUCUGCCGCUGGGGAAGGUUCUGACUGUGGCUGGAGGCCAGGGGGGGGCUAACCUGGGCGGAUACACCCUCCUGACCUCGUCGCUCUCUGGGACAGAGCUGACAGGUGACGCCACAAGCCUGACGGUGCUCUCCACGGCGGCGGGUCAGGAGGGCACGGCUGGCAGCUUCGUUAAGGUGGUCGGGCCGCAGUUCCAGCUGGUGGCGCUUCCCGCCGGGCUGCAGAAUUUGGCCACUGCGCAGGGCUCGACCAUUCAGCAGCUGGGCGGCACCAUCAGCGUGGUGGACGCCACGGUGGCCGCUGCUGUCGACGGUCUGCAGGAGGAAACCCAGGCGGAGUGUGAGGAGGAGGAGGGUCAGAUGGAGCAGGAGAAAGGUGAAGAAGAGGAGCAGCCAGCUGAGCAGCAGUGAGACUAACACAGCUGCUCUCUCGUUUGCCAGCAGCUGAUCCACUUCAUUCAUCGCGUUUGACUCUGAACUGAAGGUUUCCUCUGACGCCUCGAGCUCAUUCUGACUUUUACAUUUCAUGCUCAUUUUAAUUUAACUCACGCUCCUUCCUUUGUAGAUGUCUUUCACUUUUCUAGACUCCCAGAUUUAUAAGAGAGACAUGUCUGCUAUCAGGAGCGUGCUUCAGCUCAACUCUGACUGUAAAUAUGUAUUUGUAACUAAUAUACUCGAUACAGCUGUAUCACAGUGUGAGGAGGGAUCCAGUGUGUGUAAGUGCUCCUGUUUGGUAUUAAAUACUCCGUUUUCAACAAAACGUUACAAUCAGCUCAUCUUUUAAACUAAAGCUGGACUCGUGUGAAUUCCUCGAGAUUUCUUUUAGGGUGGCUUUUUGCACAAACAGGAUGCUAAGAUUCUCUAAAGGCUCCUUCAUACGGAAGCGUAUUGCAUUCAUGUGAGAAAAAAAAAUUCUGCUCUGUUUUUCUGAAUGAAGGAGUUAUCAGAGGCCUACCUGAAAAUAAACAGCUGCGAAGUCCUCAGGUGCCUGUGCAGUGUUGACAAGCUAAUAACAAAACCAUCCAUGUUACUUAGAGUCACUAGUAUCUCCCAAUGUUUUAAACCCAAAGCCUAAUAAAACUGGAUUAAACUGAA
Molecule: messenger RNA, 2585 nt
Organism: Notolabrus celidotus (New Zealand spotty)
Lineage: Eukaryota; Metazoa; Chordata; Actinopteri; Labriformes; Labridae
Gene: gmeb2
Product: glucocorticoid modulatory element binding protein 2
Exons: 10
Coding region: 333-1901 (522 amino acids)
Biological process (GO): positive regulation of transcription by RNA polymerase II
Cellular component (GO): nucleus
Molecular function (GO): DNA-binding transcription activator activity, RNA polymerase II-specific; RNA polymerase II cis-regulatory region sequence-specific DNA binding
Source: RefSeq, a predicted model, not a curated record